Messenger RNA from Mytilus californianus (California mussel), 1156 nucleotides. RefSeq names its product trans-L-3-hydroxyproline dehydratase-like. NCBI's taxonomy places the organism in Eukaryota, Metazoa, Mollusca, Bivalvia, Mytilida, Mytilidae. Gene Ontology annotation, molecular function: hydro-lyase activity. The coding region runs from base 131 to 1138 and encodes 335 amino acids. The record is from RefSeq and is a predicted model, not a curated record. The transcript has 5 exons.
UUGACAAAUUUGUUAAACUGAAUAUUUAUCUUAAUAAUUACCAAUUUGGUGCGAAUAAACUAUAUGCUUUAAGAAACUUUACCUGAAUAACGCAUUCGUUACUGAGGAUAACACACAGCCGAUCAGAGACAUGUCUACUUUUGUAACAACUGAAAUGCAUACCUGUGGACAGCCAAUCAGAAUAGUAGAAAAGGGGUUUCCCAAAAUAGAAGGAGACACACUUCAAAAAAAGAUGGACUACCUGAUACAAGAACAUGAUCAUCUGCGUAAGCUCUUGAUGUGGGAACCUCGAGGACACUUUGAUUUGAUUGGUGUUAUUUUGGUUCAACCAGAUUACCCCGAGGCUGACAUUGGUGCUAUUUUUAUGCAUAAUGAAGGAUAUGGUCCUAUGUGUGGGGAUGCUACUAUAUCGUUAGGAAGAUAUUUAGUAGAUAAAGGCAUCGUUAGAAAUCCUAGCAUACCUAAAACAGUUGUGAAAAUCCAGUGUCCAUGUGGUCUUAUCGAGGCUCGUGUACAGAACGAUGGAAAGAAAACAGGAGCUGUUAGCUUUUUAAGCGUUCCUUCAUUUUUGUAUGAAAAAGAUGUGUCUGUUAAUGUAUCAGAAUUUGGACAAAUUGUUGUCGAUAUUGCCUAUGGUGGCGGUUUCUAUGCUAUUGUUCCUGCCUCACAGUUCAAUUUAGAACAUAAAUGUUCCUGCAGCAAGCUGAAAGAAGUUGCAGGAGCAUUAUUGGACGAACUUCGAACUAAUUAUAAAGUGGUACACCCAGAAAAUAAUGAUGCAUGCAAUUCGUAUAUAUAUGGAAUCAUAGUCACUGAUGGAAAGGAUGGUCACAACGAAGAAGUAACGACCAACUUUACCUUAUAUGCAGAUAAAGCGGUGGGCCGAGCACCAUGUGGGUCAGGAUCUUCUGCUAGGAUAGCUCAACAGUUUGGCAGGGGACUGAUAAAGCUGGAUCAAACAAGGAUAUUUAAAAGUAGAACAGGAGGCAGGUACAAAGCGACAUCUGUAAAAGCAGUGAAGUGUGGAGACUUUGACGCUGUCGUGGUAGAGGUGUCAGGCAAUGGAUACUACACCGGAACUUCUUCAUUUUCACUAGAGGAAAACGAUGAAAUUGGAAAAGGAUUUUUGAUGUCAUAAAAAAUUUAUCCUAGACAA